AUGGCUGACUUUGAGGAUUCGGCUGCCCGAUAUGAAGACGAUCGUGGCUAUGAACGUCGCGACAGAUCAGCCUCGCCUCGUGGUGACCGCGAUGACCGCAAUCGCAGUCGCUCCCCUGCCGGACGCGGCGACCGACCCCCCCCACCCCCUUCUGAUACACGCAUGAAAGAUGCCGAAGAUGAAGGCGCAGUCAAUACUGGCACCAAUCUUUUCGUCACCGGAAUCCAUCCUCGCCUCACUGAAGCCGAUGUUACUCGUCUCUUCGAGAAGUACGGUGAAGUUGAGAGCUGCUCGAUCAUGCUUGAUCCUCAUACCAAGGAGUCCCGUGGAUUCGGAUUCGUGAAGAUGGUCACCCCUGAACAGGCCGAGGCCGCCAGAGAAGGUCUACAAGGUGAGGUUAUCGAAGGCCGCACUUUGAGCAUCGAAAAAGCGCGUCGUGCUCGUCCUCGCACCCCGACUCCGGGCAAAUACUUCGGACCUCCCAAGCGGGGCGAUUUCCGUGGCCCACCACGUGGUGGCUACCGUGACCGCUACGAUGACCGUAGAGGAGGCCACGGAGGACGACGUGACGAUUACCGUGGUGGCUCUCGCUACGAUGACUACGACCGUGGCGCAUCUCGUGGAGAUGACUACGGCGAUCGUCGCGGCUACUACGGUGGUGGCAGACGUGACAAGGACGACGGCGGAUACGGCGGUCGCGGCAUCGAUCGUUACGAGAGCAGACGGGACGAAGGCGGCUACGGCGGCGGUCGUGGAGAUCGACGUGGAUACUACGACCGCAACGAGGAACGUGGCGGCGGCGGCUACCCUCCAGCAGCACGUGAGGAACCUCCUCGUGACUAUGCAGGUGGUCGAGACUACAGCCGCGAUGAUCGCUAUGCUGGCAGGUAA
Exophiala dermatitidis NIH/UT8656 is the source of this 891-nucleotide messenger RNA. RefSeq lists its product as uncharacterized. The transcript has 4 exons. Gene Ontology annotation, molecular function: RNA binding. Gene Ontology annotation, biological process: positive regulation of mRNA splicing, via spliceosome. Lineage: Eukaryota; Fungi; Ascomycota; Eurotiomycetes; Chaetothyriales; Herpotrichiellaceae. Gene Ontology annotation, cellular component: spliceosomal complex. The coding region runs from base 1 to 891 and encodes 296 amino acids. The record is from RefSeq and is a predicted model, not a curated record.